GGAUUAUUUGAAAGCAAUUUAUAAAAGUGUUAUUCCGCAUUUUAGCGCCUCCUAGUACCGUAUGGACUGUUGACACAGAAUGAAGUGGAUUAUUGUGCUUACGGUGCUAGUGUCACUGUUGACACUACAAGCUACCGCCGCUAGCGAGAAGAAGCCCGAGAAACGACCUACCAAGAAAGCAAGCUCGGCAAAACCUACUAAAACACCAAAAUCCAUCGUCGAAGAGUUCACCGGCCUACCGCCGGAUGAUAUCGACUUCAUCAAGGAGCUGGAUCGACAGUUCAACGAGCAUGGCAACAAGAUACGCAUCAAGAUCCAGCGAGACAACAGUACCGGUAUUAAGAGCGUUAAGCGUACUAUAGACGGUGAUCUGGGUUAUGGGCACUACAGCAACCAGCCCGAAGGAGGGUAUCAUUUUUCCAAGCCGAAAUUUAUGUUAUACCCUUACGCCCAUCACAACAGUCCAGUGAAAGCAACGCACACUAGCGAAGAAACAGUCACCGAACUUGAAAUAACGCCGUCACACAGCUACGAACUGAAACCAAUUGAGGAAGUUUAUCAAAUCUAUCCAACGAAUUAUCAUCAAGAACAACAGUACUAUCAGCAUCAGCAGCAACAACAACAGCAUCAGGAUAGUCCCGUUAUUGUUCUGAAGAUCCCUGGACCCGCCAAAUAUGCUCAGCAUUUGCAGGCACUGCUUCAGCAAUACCUAGAGAUACGAGCAGCCCAAUUAUAUAAGGAGCUUCAAGAGCAAGAAUUCCAACACCAACAACACGCUAUCGAACUGCAUCAGCAAAAAUUAAUUCAGCAGCAGCAACAAUAUUACCAUCCUCAACAACCGCAGCAUCAAAAUCAACACCAGACGCAGCACGUGCAGACAACAAAAUAUAGUCAACCGGACCCAUAUCAGCAAUCGCAGGAAGAAUAUGUACCAGUAUACAAACCCAGUCCGUUUGUUCCAGUACAUGGUCACUAUUACGAAUCGCCUAAACACCGACCAACACAACCAUCCUACCGUAAACCAGUAGUCAUUCCAACACACAUCGCUUACCACAGCUCUCCUGAACCAGACAACCAAGCUUAUCAAUACGAAACCUACCACCAGCAUCAAGAAUCUCCGCAGCACCAAGCACAUAUUCAAUACCAGUACAUACACCAAGAGCAACAACCUCCCAGUGCUCCGGAAGAACAUCAUCAACAAUACGUGUAUCAAAAACCUCUACUCAAUUUUGUCACUCCCAUCCCGGACCAGGAAGAACCCUCAGAGCACUACCAACCUCCUCCCAAAUAUCAAAACUUUGCCCAGUACCACGCUCAUCAUCAACCUGCUCAUCAGGAGGGCGAAGAAUACCUCCCGGAACCGAAACUGGUCGAAAACUACCCCAGCGAUAAACACACGCGAGUCGUCUACAAAUCCCAAUCCCUCAAAACCCACCUUCAGCAAGCAUCCCACGAGCAGCAAGAGUACGCAAUUCACCACCACCAGCAAGAACAACCGGAGGACCACGGACAACAGCAGUACCUCUACCAAACGAUCUAUUCCGACCAAGCCCUGGAAGAUAAAUCAUUCCACGAACCGGUAACACCCGAAGCAAUCAACGAUUUGCACAGUCAUGCUUCCUCGCCUGCACCGGACAUCGAACCCCGAUACAACGAGGAAGCCGUCGUAGCGAUCACGCAGAAACCCAAACGGCUUUACAAUUACCAUGCAGGCCCUUCGCGAUCCCACCGGAUGCAUGCGACCAGAUCUGCCAGCAACAAAAGUGACACCAGCGGCAGCAAUGUUAGCAACAGUGACACUAGCAACGAACCCAGUUCAAAAACAAGCACAGCAACGAAGGCUUCCAACAAACGGGAUGCCCCCUACACUGAGGAACAGUUCAAAAAGAUCAACAAAAUGGUGCAUCGGAUCAAGAAAAAAAGUCAAAGCGUAUCGACGACCGCCCGAAGUGUGGCGAGUACAAAAAAGAGUCAGUGAUGGCUGAGCAACGGCUGGUAGUAGAUUUGUUGUAUUUAGUCGUCCCCAAAACAGUUUGUAGGAUGUUUUAUUUAAUUUGUUAGUAUUUUAAUUAAACGCAAACAGAACACAGAAGCUAGAAUUUAGUGGAGCUGUUCUUACCAAGGAUGCCGCCAUAAUGUGAUUUUUGGAAACUGUUUUUUUGUUGAAUCGAGAGUAUAGGAAAAUAGUUGUUCAGCUUCAGAAGCAGUUUCCACAAUAGAUGUUCGAAUUUCGAAACGAUGUGUUCCAUUUUCGAAAUGAGUUAAAAGGCAUCAAUGUUUGAAGCAACUGACAGAACAUUGCGUGAUGAAGCAAUCAAGCAAUAUAAUGACAGUUCCGCGAGCUUUUUUAUAAGGUGUUUUCAAAGGCAAUGUAAACAAGCUCUCUGAACAGCUAAAAGUGAGGUUUAACAGUUUUAUGGAAUGUUCUAUUGGUACGUGUUUAGGCCAUUCGAUAGUAUGGAAACAUAGUGAAUUUUUCAUCAUAGUCAGAUGUUUGAGUUAUCGACCAAGCUGGGUCAGCAAUGUGUAUUUGUAGAUAUAGAUA
Topomyia yanbarensis is the source of this 2545-nucleotide messenger RNA. RefSeq names its product probable basic-leucine zipper transcription factor Q. The transcript has 3 exons. Bases 80 to 1978 code for a protein of 632 amino acids. The record is from RefSeq and is a predicted model, not a curated record. NCBI's taxonomy places the organism in Eukaryota, Metazoa, Arthropoda, Insecta, Diptera, Culicidae.